Messenger RNA from Phyllostomus hastatus (greater spear-nosed bat), 1319 nucleotides. RefSeq names its product aquaporin-12-like. Gene Ontology annotation, cellular component: cytoplasm; membrane. The record is from RefSeq and is a predicted model, not a curated record. Gene Ontology annotation, biological process: transmembrane transport. Gene Ontology annotation, molecular function: channel activity. The transcript has 4 exons. Bases 122 to 1162 code for a protein of 346 amino acids. Lineage: Eukaryota; Metazoa; Chordata; Mammalia; Chiroptera; Phyllostomidae.
GGGCUCCAGACCAGGCGGACGUGGCCACAGCUCCCCCACCUUGCGCCUGGGGUGGGCUGGCCCCUGACACGUCAGCUCAGGUGCCCCGCUCAGCCCGGCUCCCAGCGGAGCCCCUGGGCCGAUGGCCGGUCUGAACGUGUCCCUCUCCUUCUUCGUGGCCACCGUCGCCCUCUGCCAGGCGGCCCGGCGGGCGUCCAAGGCCCUGCUGCCCGCGGGCGUCUACGCCAGCUUUGCCCGGGAGGCGGCUGGCGCGGCCCAGCUGGGGGCCUGCUGCCUGGAGUUGCGGGUGCUGGCGGAGCUGGGCCCCUGGGCCGGGGGCUUCGGGCCCGACCUGCUGCUGACCCUGCUGUUCCUGCUCUUCCUGGCACACGGCGCCACCUUCGACGGGGCGUCGGCCAACCCGGCGGUGGCCCUGCAGGAGCUGCUCCUGGCCGAGGCCGCGCUGCCCAGCACGCUGCUGAAGCUGGCGGCCCAGGCGCUGGGCGUGCAGGCGGCCCGCGUCCUGACCCGGCGGUACUGGGCCUGGGAGCUCAGCGACCUGCACGUCCUGCAGAACCUCAUGGACGCGCACUGCAGCUCGGCCCUGCGCACGACCGUGCCCCUCGGCGCGCUGGCGGAGGGCGCCUGCGCCUUCUUCUUCCACCUGAGCCUCCUCCGCCUGCGCAACAGCCCGCCCCUCUGCAGGGUGCCGGCCGUGGCCCUGCUGGUCACCGUCAUGGCCUACACAGAAGGUCCACACCCCGGCUGGGGGGCAGGGGGCAGUGCCGAUUCCUCAGGGCCCGGCCCCGGCUGUGUCUGCGAGGGCCCGCGAGCUCAGUCGCCCCCUCCGAGGCCACCAGCGGGGCCCCUCACGUCCGCCUUCUUCAACCCCGCCCUGGCUGCCUCGGUCACCUUCCACUGCGAGGGGCACACCUUGCUGGAGUAUGCCCAGGUGUACUGGCUGGGCCCUCUGACAGGGAUGGCGCUGGCAGUCCUGCUCCACCGCGGCCACCUUCCCCGCCUUCUCCAGAGGAACCUGCUGUGCCGGCAGAGGAACAAGUAUCGGACCCCCAGAGGGAAGCCCGCCACGGGGCCCGAAGACGCCCGGACGCCCGCCGAGGCGGGCAGAGGCCGGGAGCCUGGGCGGCGGGGGCUGGGGAGGCCGGCGCUGGGCUCCGGCUGAGUGGACGGGCUCCGAGUCUGCUCCACCGAGGGCCAGGCCGCCGGCUGGACCCGGGGGCCUCCUGGGCAGAGGGGCACCCCCGCCCCGACUUCCUCCCCGGAGACCGCCGGUCAAUAAACCGUCCUCACAGCUGCCCGACGGGGCAGCUCAGGGUGGA